This is a messenger RNA of Penicillium arizonense, 1074 nucleotides long. Its product is annotated as Dyp-type peroxidase. The record is from RefSeq and is a predicted model, not a curated record. Gene Ontology annotation, molecular function: heme binding; peroxidase activity. Gene Ontology annotation, cellular component: cytosol. Bases 1 to 1074 code for a protein of 357 amino acids. NCBI's taxonomy places the organism in Eukaryota, Fungi, Ascomycota, Eurotiomycetes, Eurotiales, Aspergillaceae. The transcript is spliced from 5 exons.
AUGAGUAAAACAACAACUGCCUAUAUCAAAGACCUCGGAGUCAUCCAUGAUCCACCACGUUCCAAUGCUUUGACACGUCUCAAGCGGCACAUCAGGGAAGUUCAGGUGAAAUGGGGACCCCUCAUGGCCGCCAAGGAGGAUGUGUUCGACGAGUACAAUUUCCCACCGGGCAGAUUCGCAAUGCGCUUAACCGACGCCGAGGCGUCUAACCUUCUCAAUUUUGGUCUAAUCCUCUUCUUCGAGCUGCUCAUCCUCUUUGAAGACGUAUCUGGCAUAUGGCCGAGAGCUUGCCGAUCAGCCAACAAGAGGUCCGUUCCACUGGGCCAGCUUGGAGCUCGGAGUAAAGAUGCUAUGACAAGCUUCGAAAGCCAAAUUCCAUGUUUGGGCGGUACAGGUCCCGCUCUAUCGUAUGGGGUCUCGAUAAUUAUGAACUCCACCCCUUCCGCGAAGUCAAGGGUGUCAAACACCGCCGUCUCCACCCCGGGAGAUCUCCUCUUUCACAUCCGCUCCGAGCGCCGCGAUAUCUGUUUCGAGUUCGAGCAUCAGCUCAUGGACCGCCUCGGUGACUCUGUGCAGCUCGUCGACCAAACAGUUGGGUUCCGCUACUUUGACACCCGCGAUCUCCUCGGUUUUGUUGACGGCACCGCGAACCCCGUGGGCCUGGACGUUCCAUACUUUGUCCUUGUCGCGAGGGAGGACGAUCCACAUGCCCAGGGGGGCAGCUACGUCGUUAAGAUCAUUGGGCGGACAAAGCCCGAUAACAUUGAGCUUGACGAUGCCGAGGACGGGAAGCAGGACUCGGAUAAGACGCUGAGCACGAUUGAGGAUGAAACCGGCGACGAACAUGAUAUUCUACGCGAUAAUAUGCCCAUUGGACCGCCAGCGAAUGGAGAGUUUGGGACCUACUUCAUUGGGUGUGCCAGGCGGCUGUGGGUCAUUGAGAAGAUGUUCGAGCGGAUGUCCAUGGGGCAUCCGUCUGGGUUGCAUGACCGGCUGUUGGAUUUUUCGAGGCCGUUGACCGGGAAUAUUUUCUUUGCGCCGUCGGCUACGGUAAUGAAUAGGCUUGAUGGUUGA